AUGUCUUCCGAUGCCUUCGAGUCUCUGGAAACGCUCGCUGAACUCCCCAGCAUCCAGAACAACCUGCUCUGCGUCGUCAUCCUAGACGUCGCUUCUCUCGUGAGUUGCACGAGUGUGACCGCAUGGCUAGAGAGCCUGCGAAAAGAACAGUGUGCCAACAGAGUGUGCGUCGUCGUAUACAAUGCCCACAAGGUUGCUAAGCACGCCUACCAUCCAGAUGACAUCCUAAAUCUGCGAAUGCAAGAGCCACACAUCACAUUCCUGUUUCACGGACCCGAUGAGGGCAAAUGGCAGUCCGUCGUCUCUUCUGUUCUUCGGUGGGGCGAGAUAGCCGCCGGACUUCGCGGAAACCUGACGAUGCAGUACUUGAAGAGCGUCUUUCACAGUGCUUCCAGCAGCACGAAAAUAAACUGCGUGCUCAUCAAAAAGUGACUGCAGGGAAGGUAGUUCAGCGUGUGCGGUUCGAAGACAGCGUCAUGUACCGCGAUCGACAAUUCUUGCAAGAAAACUCGUUUCGUGACACCUGCGAAAUAAUUCGAAAGAACAACAGGCUAGCCGCGUUUUGUCGCAUUGUGCUUGCAUUUUCCUACAUUUUAGCGGUACUUUAUUGCUCACUUGCUAGUGUGAUUCGCCAUCUUUGAAAUGCUUGUCGUGAGAGCUGUAUAAACAUUCAAGCAAUGCAUUUUUUUCAGUGCCAAAAGCCAAUAAGCUUUCCACAUGUCCAUUAAUUAUUGAACGUUUUUUAAUUUAUAAACCGAUUUCUUGAAAGUCAUCAGUUUUCAAGGUUGUAUGAGGCCAGAGGAUGAAGUAUAGACAAAUACACAUAUGAUGUACCAUCGUUAUCAUGCAGACACGACUAAUGACAUCCAGAGACAUUAAUGCUCGGUUUACCACUAGUAAUUUCUGUAGUGAACAUACCAGUAUCUUGUCAUGGAAAAUGUGUUGUACCAGCAACUCUGCUGGCAAGAUAUUGCAGUGUAGCAACGGAAAACUCAAUAAAAAAUGGCAAGCGAGACCUUGUGAACUGUUUUA
Molecule: messenger RNA, 1032 nt
Organism: Rhipicephalus sanguineus (brown dog tick)
Lineage: Eukaryota; Metazoa; Arthropoda; Arachnida; Ixodida; Ixodidae
Exons: 5
Coding region: 1-432 (143 amino acids)
Source: RefSeq, a predicted model, not a curated record